Messenger RNA from Clunio marinus, 381 nucleotides. The record is from the annotation of a GenBank genome assembly. NCBI's taxonomy places the organism in Eukaryota, Metazoa, Arthropoda, Insecta, Diptera, Chironomidae.
AUGAUACUCUCCUUUGAGGCUGAACUGAUAUCUUUUGUUGUGAUUGCGGUGAAUAAAAUUGUCCACAUUUUCAACCGUCAACCGACAUCAAGCGGUUUUCAAAAAGUUUCAAAAUUUGGUCAGCAUUUGGCCCACGUCCCAAAGACCUUUUUUCUUGUUUCCAUCUCAAGACGAUUUAGAAUCACAGAGCAGAAGAAUAUGAAGAAGCAAAAACCAAAACCAAACAGUUUCUCACAAUUUUCUGCUGUCUCGAUACGUUUGCCUGUCUUUCAAUAUCUAUCCCAAGUGGGUGCUAAAAAUUUACAUGCACUAAGAUUCGUUUAUGGGCUUUUGUGUCGGAAACUGUUUUCUCUUUGGCCUUUUGGAGUUUUCCAAAUUUAA